Molecule: messenger RNA, 718 nt
Organism: Elaeis guineensis (African oil palm)
Lineage: Eukaryota; Viridiplantae; Streptophyta; Magnoliopsida; Arecales; Arecaceae
Product: 36.4 kDa proline-rich protein-like
Cellular component (GO): membrane
Source: RefSeq, a predicted model, not a curated record
UAAAUCCACCCGACCCUCCCUAUAUUUAGCAGCACAAAAUCCCAGCCCUCUCACUUCUGUUGAGCAUGGGGAAGUAUCCUGUGGCUAGCCUCAUACUCCUCCUAAUUAACCUCACAUCACUCCUUCCUCCUUCUCUUGCUUGUUCCUACUGCCCUGACCCAAAGCCAAGCCCACCACCAGCAACCCCACCAGUGCCAUGCCCUCCACCAACAUCCCCACCAAAGCCAAAGCCAAAGCCAAAGCCGCCGGCGCCGGCGCCGGCACCACCACCAUCUCCAGCAUCAUCCAAGUGCCCCAUCGACACGCUAAAGCUCGACGCCUGCGUCGAUCUACUCGGAGGGCUUGUGCACGUGGGAAUCGGCGAGAAUGAGAAGGAGAAGUGCUGCCCGGUCCUCGAAGGGCUUGCCGACUUGGAUGCAGCUCUGUGCAUGUGCACCACCAUUAAGGCCAAGGUUUUGAAUAUAAACAUCAUUCUGCCCGUUGCUCUUGAGUUGCUGGAGGACUGUGGCAAGCAUCUACCAUCCGACUACCAGUGUCCUUCUUAGUUAGCUAGGUUGUAGCUUAAUUAUAUGAUCAUGUCUUGUGAUAUGUUUUGCAGGCUGGUAUAUCCUUCCCAUUAAUCAUCAAAAAAAUGUAUUGUGAUAUGUUUAAUUUAGUUUGUGUUUGCUUGCAUCCUAACCAUCAAAGCUUGUUAUUCGGUAUAUUCGAAAAUGUUAAA